UCGAUCCGAGGAUCGAAUUUUGCAACUUCAGCUUUUAAUUAGUAUAAAAACCUCGGGAUGCUCCAUGAUCAGUACACUUCAGUUUCUCCUUUCUUUGGACUUCUAAGAAAAGGAAUCUACUGUUCAAUAGCGAAACAUGUUGGCUAAGCUCCUUCUCCUCGCUCUGGUGGGGAUCAGUACUGCCUACCAGUACGAGUACCGCCGGGAGUUCUACUACAACCGACCGGAGAACAAGACCGGAUUCGAGUUCGGUGCCUGGGAACCGAACCGCGAGUACGUCUACAAUGUAACCUCCAAGACGAUGACGGCUCUGGCUGAUCUGGCCGAUCAGUGGACCGGAAUCGUGUCCCGUGCCUACCUGGUGGUGCGCCCGAAGGAUCCGGAAUACGUGGUUGUCUACGUCAAGCAGCCCGAGUAUGCCGUUUUCAACGAUGUGCUGCCCCAGGGAUACCGCACAGAGCUCCAAUACUGGAACGAUCUCAAGUUCCAGCCGAUGCCAAUGAGCAACAAGCCAUUCGCCAUCCGCUAUCAUAAGGGAGCCAUUAAGGGAUUGUACGUCGAACAGACCGUUCCCAACCAGGAGGUCAACAUCCUGAAGGCCUGGGCCAGUCAGCUGCAGCUCGAUACUCGUGGAGCCAACCUGAUCAAGUCCAAAUACAACCAGCUGCCGGAAAACAACACCCUGAACGCUGUCUACAAGGUCAUGGAACCAGUCGUCACUGGCGAAUGUGAAACUCUGUACGAUAUCAACCCAAUCCAGCCAUUUAUGAUCAAGGCUAACCGCCAAUGGGUUCCUCAGCCUCAGCUCCGUGAAGAUGGACAGUACUUCAUCCAGGUCACCAAGACCCAGAACUUCGACAAAUGCGAACAGCGCAUGGGAUACCACUUCGGAUUCUCCGGCGAGAGCGACUUCAAGCCAAACUCCAACCAGAUGGGCAAUGUUGCCUCCAAGUCCGUUGUCUCCAACAUGUUCUUGACCGGAACUCUGUACAACUACACCAUCCAAUCGUCCAGCACCAUCAACAAGGUUGUGAUCGCCCCAUCCCUGGUUAACAACGAGAAGGCCAUCGUCUACUCUCAGGUCAACAUGACCCUGAACAAGGUUCAGCCUUUCGAGAAACUCCCAAUGGGCCCAGCUGAAGACCGUCAGGUGUUCGUUGAUCUGGUCUACAGUUACAACAUGGCCAACGACAAGAAGAACGCCGUUCGUCCAGGAAAUGAAACCGAAUCUUCGUCGUCGUCUUCAUCAUCGUCCUCGUCCUCUUCUUCUUCAUCUUCUUCCGAAUCUGACUCCUCCAGCUCGUCGAGCUCAUCUGACUCCUCAAGCUCCAGCUCGGAAUCCAAGGAAAACCCAAAGGUCAGCCCAGUCGAACAGUACAAGGAAGAUCUGAAGCAGGCCGAGAAGCGUGGAAACCGCAACCGUCGUGAUCUGGAUGCCCAGAAGGAAAAGAAAUACUACGAAGCCUACAAGAUGGACCAGUACCGUCUGAGCCGCAAGAACGAUACCUCUUCCGACUCCAGCAGCUCCGAUGACUCCUCAUCCAGCAGUUCCUCCAGCUCCUCGGAAUCCCAAGAGAAGAAGGAUCGUAGAUAUCCUUCUGCCUCAUCUUCUUCCUCGUCUUCCUCUUCCUCAUCUAGCUCCGACUCUUCCUCGUCUUCCUCCUCGGAGUCCAACUCUCUGAGCAGCGAGGAAGCUUACUACCAACCAAUCCCAGAGAGCUUCAAGGAAGCCCCUCAAACUCCAUUCCUGCCAUACUUCACCGGAUACAAGGGAUCCAAUGUCCAGUACGCUCGCAAUGUUGAUGCUCCACGCACCAUCAACAAGCUGGUCCAGGAAAUCGCCGAUGAACUGCAAAACCCAUCCACCAUGCCUAAGUCUAACACCCUGAACAAGUUCAACAUUCUGUCCCGUGUCAUCCGCACCAUGGACUACAAGGACAUCUACGAGGUCGCUCAGAAGUUCUUCGUUUCCCAGAAGGAACGCAAGGAAGGAGAUAACAACAGCGAGAAAUUCGCCAAGCGCGUCGAUGCCUGGAACACUUUCCGUGACGCCCUUGCUGAAGCUGGAACCCCCCCAGCCUUCAAGGUCAUCAAGGAAUUCAUCGAAGAGAAGAAACUGCGUGGCCCAGAAGCCGCCAGCGUGAUCGCCACCCUGCGCCAAUCCAUCCGUUACCCAACUGAACCGCUGAUGCACGAAUUCUUCCUGCUGAUCACCUCAGACACCGUCCAGCACCAGGAAGGUCUUAACACCACCGCUCUGAUCACUUACACUAGCUUCGUCAACCAGGCUCAAGUUAACAACCGCUCUGCCUACAACUACUACCCAGUCCACAGCUUCGGUCGCUUGGCUGAUGCUGACUACAAAAUCGUCGCCCACAAGGUCGUCCCAUGGUUGGCCCAUCAACUGCGCGAAGCUGUCAAGGAAGCCGACAGCAUCAAGAUCCAAGUUUAUGCUCGCUCCCUCGGAAACCUCGGACACCCAGAAAUCCUGAACGUCUUGGAACCAUACCUGGAAGGCAAAAUCCGCGUCAGCGACUACCAACGCUUGGCCAUGGUUGUUGCCUUGGACAAACUGGUUGAAAACUACCCGAAAUUGGCUCGCUCUGUGCUCUUCAAGAUCUACCAGAACACCGCUGAUGUCCAUGAAGUUCGUUGUGCUGCUGUUCAUCUGCUCCUCCGUGCUGAUCCCCCAGCAGAGAUGCUCCAACGCAUGGCCGAAUACACCCACCAGGACCCCAGCCGUUACGUCCGUGCUGCCGUCAAAACUGUCCUCGAAUCCGCUUCCCAAGCUAAGGACUUUGAUCAAUACAGCGACUUGGCCCGCAACGCCCAGGCUGCCCUGAAGCUGCUGAACCCACGUGAUUUCAGCCUGCAGUACUCUUCCUCCUACGUCCGUGACUACGCCAUGCGUAACUUGGAAAUGACCUACCGCAUGUACGUCGGACAGAUUGCCUCCAACGACCAUGUUGUCCCCAACGGAAUCCUCUACCAACUGCGCAAGAACCUCGGAGGACUUAAGCGUCACUCUACCGUCUACUACUUGGUUUCGAGCAUGGAAGCUUUCUUCGACCUGAUCGACAAGCAAUACGAUGCCAGCAGCAUCCAGGAGAACUACAAAUCUGCCGAUUACUACUACAAGUACUACAAGCAGUUCCCCAACAAGAAGAACGAAUACUUCGAAAAGUACUCCAAGGCCCAUGGACCCCAGAGCGAUUACUACCAGCAAUUUAGCAAGAGCCAGAACGAAUUCAGCGACAAGGAACCGCAGAAGUGGUCUACCACCCGCAUCGCUAAGCUGUUGAACAUCGACCCACAGGAAGCCGAGGAACUCGAAGGUCAAGUAAUGAUGAAUCUGUUCAACGGUGAAUACUUCAUGGCUUUCAACAACCAAACUAUCGAAAACAUCCCACGCAAGGUCAAGGAAGUCUUCCAGGAUUUGGAAGAUGGUCUGAAACUGAACGUCACCAAGUUCUACCAGCAACAGGUUGUGACCCUCGCCUUCCCGUUGGCCUCUGGUCUGCCAGGUCUGUACUCUCUGAAGACCCCUACCGUUGUCAAAUUCGAAACUGAAGCCGCUAUCAAGACCUACCCAAGCAUCCACAAGAAGCCUGCUGGACACCCAGAAACUGAAAACGACGACUUUGUCCACUUCCCACGUACCUUGAACGGAUCCGUUGAUGUCAACAUGGUCUACCACCGUUUGGUCGACGCUAAGGUUGGAUUCAUCACUCCCUUCGAUCAUCAGCGUUACAUUUCCGGUUACCAGAAGAAGGUUCAAGGAUUCCUGCCUUUGAGCAUUGAAUUGGGCUUCGACUUUGAAAACGACCAAUAUGAAAUCGAGAUUGAACCCCUAGAACCCAAGAAGGAUCAGCUGCUGUUCCAUCUGAGCUCUUGGCCAUACACCGGAUUCAAGGACAUCACUGACAUGCGCCCAAUUGCCGAAAGCGCCAACGCUAAGAUUGUGCACCACGAAGAACAGACUGUCAAGUCUUUCGAACGUACCGUCGGUGAAGAAAUGGUUGGUUUGGGACUUCGCGUUCACGCCAAGUACGAUGCUGACUUCAUUAACUUCAACCGCGUCAUGGAGCUGGUUCAGGAACACGACUAUGUUUCUGCCCUGGUCUAUCCAUUUGCCGUUGAAACCUACCACUAUCAUCAGAUCAAUGUGUUCUACGACGCUCAGCGCAGCCCUGCCAAGACUAUCAAGUUUGUCGCUCACUACAAGGAAGGAGAUUUCGAUCAAGACUACCAACAGUCCGAUGUCAAGCACCCGAAGGGACGCCACGCUUACUCUGGAUACUACAACGAAGAAAACCUCGCUCAACCCUUCGUGUUCUCGCCCGCUAGCCAGCGUCGCCAGGAGCAGUUCAUCAAGAACGCCGCUGCUGGAAUCCGCAAUAGCGAUGUUUCUGUUUUGGAUUUGGGUAUCUCCUUCGAGGGUCGUCAACAGAAGAGUGAAUUCGUCAUGUCUGCUGCCUACGCCGACAGCCCAGUCGAUGAGAAGUCCCGCUUCUUGGUCUUCUUCUCUGGAAGCCCAUACACUCAGACCAAGGAAUUCUUCGGAAUCCCUUACAGCGGCAAACAGUUCCAAAUGUGCUUCACCGCUAACAACGAAUUCCCCAACGUGCCACGACUGAACUUCCUGAACGCCCUGAACAACGAUGUCAACUCUCAAGUUCACUGGGAGCUGUCUUACGGUGAGAAGUGCCAGGGUGGAUCCCAGGUCACCAUGAAGGGUAAACUCCAGCAAUCCGACCGUUACCGCCACUAUCUGCGCAUCUCGGAAGUUGGACAGGAAUGCAAGAAACAGAUGGACAACGGAGAGUACCAGCUUAAGGAGUGCCAGAAUGCCACCCGCCAGGCCAGCUACAUGGAUCAGUACAAGUUCAACUUCGAAUUCAAGAACGUCGACUCUUACUCCAAGAACCUGACCUACAAGAUGGUCGACUUCGUCCAGUACAUGACCUACCCAUACUUCACUUCGGAUUACUUCUACAAGGGCAAGAGCAACCAGCUGCAGGCCGAGUUCGAGAUGGCACCAUUCGGUGAAUACUUCAACUUCUCCCUGUCCGCCCCUGAGUUCGCUUUCGAGAUCGAGAACCAGCCAAUCGACAACUACUACGCCCGGUACUUCGCCGCCGUUCACGCCGAUCUGUCUGCCUACGAACGUCUCGCCACCUACGCUUACCGCGGAAACUACCAACCAUCCUGCGCUAUUUCCACCAAGAACAUCGAUACCUUCGACGGAAAGACCUACGAAUACUCGAUGGGACCAUGCUGGCACGUGUUGGCCCACACUGUGAAGCCUGACUACGAGUACUACGCUCAGCAGUCUCACUUCCAGAACGCCGAUUCCGAGUACCGCUUCAAGAACGGAUUCGAUGAGGAUGAGCAGAUCAGCAUCUUGGGCCGCGUUGGAGACAACGAUGAGCUCUACUUCAAGGUUAUUCUCGGACAGUACAAGCAGAACGACUACAACAUCGACAUCAUCCCAAGCGGACAAGAACUGCCAAAGGUUUACAUCAAUGGCAAGCCCCAACAGAUCCAUGAGAAAUAUGCCGUCGAACUGUACACCAACGACAACGGAGGUGACCAGCCACUGUUCCGUGCCUAUGCUCUGCCAGGCAAGGAGCUCGAAAUCAGCAUUCGCGAUGAUGAUCUGAAGAUUGUGUUCGAUGGCAAGCGUGCUCGCAUCUUUGCCGAUCAAUCGUACUAUGGAGACUUUGUCGGUCUGUGCGGAACCAACGACGGUGAAGUGUACAACGACUUUGUUACCCCCGAUCAGUGCUACAUGACCAAGCCCGAAUACUUCGCUGCUUCGUACGCCAUCACCGGACAACAAUGCGAAGGCCGCGCCAAGGCUUUCAACAUCGCCUACCAACAGAAGGCCAAGGAAGAUUGCGUCCGCGAAGAAGUCUACUACGGAAAUGUGAUCAGCGAACAGGAAGCUGGCCGCAAGCGUUACCGUUUCUACAACCACAACGUCGAAGAAUCUUCCAGCUCUAGCUCCUCUUCCAGCGAUUCUUCGUCUUCCUCCUCCUCCGAAUCGAACUCCAAGGCUUCGUCCUCCAGCGAGAACUCCAGCUCGUCCAGCUCCUCUGAGGAACAGCAAAAGGAAUACCAUCCCCACCAGCACGAUCACACCGUGAAGAAGUGCGAGAUCAAGCACCAGCACCAGUUCAUCGAUCGCGACGGCAAGAUCUGCUUCACCCUGCGCCCUCUGCCAGUCUGCGCCAGUGGAUGCGUCGCCACCGACAAGCCCACCAAGUACGUCGAUGUGCACUGCCGUGAUGCCUCCGACCCAGCUGCCAACCUGUACAAGAAGCAAAUCCUGAAGGGACAAUCCCCGGAUCUGUCUUCCCGCACGGUGUCGAAGACCGUCAAGUUCAACAUCCCCAAGGAGUGCGUCCACAGCCAGUAAGAAGCUGCUGCUGCCGUUCUACCUUUGAGGGUGUUUGAAGA
Molecule: messenger RNA, 6462 nt
Organism: Uranotaenia lowii
Lineage: Eukaryota; Metazoa; Arthropoda; Insecta; Diptera; Culicidae
Product: vitellogenin-A1-like
Exons: 3
Coding region: 137-6421 (2094 amino acids)
Biological process (GO): lipid transport
Molecular function (GO): lipid carrier activity
Source: RefSeq, a predicted model, not a curated record